UGGCUUCUUGCAAAGGAUCUUCCUGCUUGGGGCGUGUGACACUUGCAUGCAAAAUGACCUGAGGCAUUUAAAGAGUGGUCUCCUUCUCAGCCCCGGAUCUGGCCCUCUUUGCCUCAAGAAGGAAAUUGCUAGCAGAGCAAGGAGGUCCUUCAAAUCUUGUUGAGGUUGAGUCAGAAAUAGAGAUCAAAGAUGGACAAACAAGACUCAGCUGACCCCAAGGCAAAGACUGCCUUGCAUCUCACCCAAGCUGGGAGCAGUGGGACAACCGUGGAGGUAAAAGGGACCAGCUUAGAUACCCAUCAGCUGCACUUCAGGGAGGUUUGCUACCAGCGGGCUGAGGGCCCCCGGCAAAUUUGCAGCCAUCUCCACAACCUUUGCCAUCAGUGGCUGAAGCCAGAAAGGCACACAAAAUCUCAAAUGCUGGACCUGGUGAUCCUCGAGCAGUUCCUGACUGUCCUGCCCCCAGACAUGGAGAAGUGGGUCAGGGAAUGUGGAGCAGACACAACUUCUCAGGCAGUGGCCCUGGCAGAAGGUUUCCUCCUGAACCAGGCAGAGGAGCAAAAGGAUCUGCAGAUGAGAAUGUUACGGUGCUGUGGAGCCAAUAAUGUGCAGAAGUGACUCCUGGAGGUGGCUUCUGAUUUUUCUGGGACAAAGAAGGACUUCUGGGACAUCAGGCAGAGCCCUCUGUCCAGAAGCAACAUGCAGGACAACAAUGGAGAUGCCCCUUCCCUGGGUAAGGAAUUAUAGUACAGUAAGACUCCCAAC
This is a messenger RNA of Varanus komodoensis (Komodo dragon), 765 nucleotides long. Its product is annotated as zinc finger and SCAN domain-containing protein 16-like. NCBI's taxonomy places the organism in Eukaryota, Metazoa, Chordata, Lepidosauria, Squamata, Varanidae. The transcript has 2 exons. The record is from RefSeq and is a predicted model, not a curated record. The coding region runs from base 190 to 618 and encodes 142 amino acids.